UCAAAUUACCACAAGGUCUCAAAGCAAGAGCGAAGAAGAACAGAGAGAACCCUCUGAAAUUGGGGGCAACAAUGGAGUCCAGUUCCAAGAACUACAGCUAUUACGCUUGCGAAGGAGAAGUAACAACAGAAGGGGAACAAGAUGAGAAGUGGACGCACUUGAUCGUAUACGCUGCAGCAGGCGGAACGACAGUAGCAUUGGCGUGCGCCAAGAGAUUGGGAGCUAUUUUGCUGAUAAUGGAACGAUGGCGGGUUCAAGUUUUCCUCCUUCUCAACUUCCUUCUCCUGGCAAUCUUCCUCACUUCCCUCCGCUCCUCCUCCCCUGCUCCGAUUCCUCCAAAAUCAAGACAGGAAAAACAGAGCUGCAGCGGGCGGUCGGAAUCCGAAUCGGGUUCGGAGAGUCAAGUUGCUGAGAUCAGAGCAACAGAGAACAAGGAGAGCUCUGGAGUGGUGAAAGAGAAAGUUGAGAAUGAAUUAUCAGAAGGGGGUGAUGAAGAAGAGAAGUUGACGAAGGAGGAGCUGAACGAGAGAGCUGAAGCGUUCAUCGCCAAGUUCAGGGAGCAUUUGGUUAGAGAUGCUGCCUGCAGCCAUUGAUUGAAGAGUGGCAGAGGGAGAGAAAUUUGCAUCUUGGUUAACUUGUAAGCAGAAUUGCAUCAACGUAACCGAAAAGGGAUCAAACUCCGAACCCAAAUUCAUUUUUGUUUGUCAUGUCCUUUUCUUCUUCUGCAAAAUGUUCAUUUCUUGCUAAAUCAUGUUGCGA
This is a messenger RNA of Linum trigynum, 759 nucleotides long. The record is from the annotation of a GenBank genome assembly. NCBI's taxonomy places the organism in Eukaryota, Viridiplantae, Streptophyta, Magnoliopsida, Malpighiales, Linaceae.